Macrobrachium nipponense is the source of this 5838-nucleotide messenger RNA. Its product is annotated as protein trapped in endoderm-1-like. The record is from RefSeq and is a predicted model, not a curated record. Gene Ontology annotation, cellular component: plasma membrane. Gene Ontology annotation, molecular function: G protein-coupled photoreceptor activity. The transcript has 4 exons. Bases 786 to 2120 code for a protein of 444 amino acids. Lineage: Eukaryota; Metazoa; Arthropoda; Malacostraca; Decapoda; Palaemonidae. Gene Ontology annotation, biological process: G protein-coupled receptor signaling pathway; phototransduction; cellular response to light stimulus.
CAGAGCGACCGGACAGAGCGCAGUUUGCGCUAAGUUAGUCUUUUAUUUUUUGGCGUCACCUACGUCUAAACGCUCGAUUUGUUCAGUGUGAACAGUUUAUAAACGAAUCAUUUCAUUAUGGAUGUGUAACAAGAGUAUAUGUACCGAAGUGUCGUGUCGUAGGUAGGGUAACUAUGGCAUAAAAAGAUUUAUAUUGAAAAAAUACAAUGGCGGUGUUGGUGAGAUUGUUCUGCCCGAGUUACGUUGAUGCACGAUAACUUCACAACGAGUGAAAGCUCAAUAAGUUUCACGCCCGGAUAUCCGCAGCAGAAAAAAAAAUGAAAAUGAUUACUACCGAAAGUACUACGUCCAAGUCCCAUUCAACUGUGAAAGUAGUGGAAAAAUGUAUAGCUUGAGAAGUGUAAGCAAUAAGAUAAAAAUGAGUUAAAAUAAUACCGGCUACAUGGCGCUGAAUUCAUAACCAUCUGUUGAAGUCCGUUACAUUUCAAAAAGUUCUCGCAUGCUCUGAUAAUGGCAUCCUUUGGCGUGGCUCAGGAGAACGAAUCUUUCGCAGCAUCAAAGAAAAAGCAUGAACAGUUACAAGAAUUCAUCUUGCAGGUGGGCUGACAAGAGCUUAAGUUUAGAAGAAGCCAGAUUCUAUCAACUGCAACAAGAAACCUACAGAACAGAUGCCCACAGAGAUCAUGCAGACACUUCUCUAAAAUUUCAGAAAGCACAGAGUUGCUUUCAUAUAUGUCGCUGCAUUUGAGUAAUCAUCCAGAUAGAUUUCCUCAUCUGUACAAACUAUGGAUGGUCCUCUAGUACUCUUACAAUCUGCAGGGAACAUCACCACCGAAAACUCUUGGUGGAUUCACGCAGCUCAGGCGUGGGCAGUUUGUAUAGCUGUCAUCGGAAUUGCCGGAAACCUUAUCAGCAUCAUCACCAUCAUUUGGCAGUUUGAUCUUUGGAGGAGGUGCAAACAGAGAAGCCCAAACUGCUCAUCGGCAAAUUCGCGCAGUCUGGUACACCGGAAACCGGUCAUACCUCUGGACGGUUACACCAUGCUGCUUCUGAACCUGAGCGUGUGUGACCUGCUCUACUGCGGAGUCAACCUGCCCAUAACUGCCUACACCUACAGCUACGCUUUCUGGCCGCGCAGGCCAAGCGUUGCCUUCUGCAGAGGCGCCGGUCUCUUCAGGUACCUGAAUGCCCUGGUGGAGUGGCAGACUCUGGCCCUGAUAACCAUACAACGAUGUGUCGAUCUCAGACGAAGCAGGGGACUCAGGUUCUUCAAGCCGAAGCCCACCAUGGUGUUCAUCGUCAUUAUCUGGGUGUCGAGCGCUGUGCCACAGUUGAUCAUUCUAUUGCCGGACAUUGGCGGAUACGACUAUGACAGGAUCACCUUCAAGUGCGACAUCGACGGGGAGAUGGCCAGAUUCAUCUUCUACUCCCUGGAGUCUUCCCUCCCGUGUCUCCUGAUGCCUCUCGGGUGUCUGAGCAUCAUUUAUCAGAUCUGGUCCAACAUCAGAGCCCUCAGGAAAAAUGGAGCAUCAGAUGAACUCGUCAUAGACAGAUUUCGGGACAUGCUGCGGUCGGUCACGCUCAUCUUGGCUCUUCUGUUCAUAUUCCUCAUCUGCGUGAUCCCGAUAUGCGUCUACAACCUCGUCUGCCUCGUCAGGAAAGAGAGCCACGUGGCCCUCGGCAUCUUCAUAUACAUGGUCUACUGGAUCCAAUAUGGCGUCAACGUCUUCCUGUACGUAGCGAGAAACGGGAAUUUCCGAAGGGCUUUUAAACAGCUCAUCACCUUGAGUGUAUACAAACUCAGGCAGUGCGUCCACAAAAUAAGAACUCGAAACCCUGAGGAGGAGGCCCCUUCUUCCCUAGGCUCAUGCCACGACCUGCAGUCGAGUAGCAGGGACAUUUCCAUGCAUUCCCUGCAGAUGGGAUCGUCGGUGGAGUCGCUUAACAGGGAGCACCAGGUAGAUCUGGGUGAUUCCCCUCGGCGGGCGCUGGACUGUUUGGGGAAACCGCGCCACCUUUCCCUGUGCACUGUGCACUCCAACAACAGCGGGGACCUGUCGCAGUCCUCCGAUUUCACCAGAAUCACGGAGGUGUCGUGUACCUCGAGUAAUAAAGGGUGAAUGCGACAGAGGAUUAGACCGUUGAUCAGUGAUGCAUAAAGUGGAAACUGUGAGGAUUAAUAAGGGAACAGGGUUGUGAAGUGUUACUUGCAGGGCAAGAAUAAAUUCCAAGUCAUUCCUUAGUAAAUGAUUCUCGUUGUAAGUAUUAUUUCAUACAUUCAAGUUCCAGUUUUGCCGAGCUUCGAUGUCAGGUCCCACGCUUCGAGUUUGUGUCAGUGUGUCCGUCCGUCUGACCCUUCAUCAUCAAUUUUAUCCAGAUGUAUACAAACAAACCACCUUUUAUAUCUGCCUUGCCUUGCAAGUGUAAUUAAUUGCAUGCUAGAUUCCUUGCAGUUUUUCCACUUCCAUUUCGUAACAAUAAAGGCACUGAACAAAAACUCCACUUUAGAGUGAAACGGCACCAACAGGCGCCAGCAACUUACCACAUUCAUAUCACAAACAGGUUGAAAACAAUUCAAUGACCACUGGUGGACAACUACCAAUAAGUAGUUGGCUUGUAUUCAACUUGUUGAUGAUAUCAGAUCUGGUCCAACAUCAGAACCUGACACGUUCAUGACAUGUUUGACUGUGGUGUGGAUGUACCAUAAAUUUUGCACAAAGUUGUUUCGGUGAUCAGCUGACCUCACUGAUGGUUGCUGGCAGAAACAGUCUUGUACAAAAUCUAGUAAAUCUACCUUUACAUCACUGUGGAGUUCUUUAUUUGUACCAUAGCCACCUUAAUACAGUAUUUCAUGUAGAGAGACACAAUGUCUGAAGCAGUUCACUGAUGCUGAGGAGUGGCAAAUCAAAAUGGCCACCACCGAACGCCAUUUUGUCCAGAGUUACUCUCCGCUAUCUCUCAGCUCCUCCUUUCUUUCCUAUGCUUCAAUCCAGGGGGGCUCUUGCCUCCAAUUUUCCUUCCUCAGGGAAUUUGUACUUGUAUUAAUUUAUAUUUAGCAUUAAGUUUAUACAAAUCAUCGAGAAUUAUUGAAGUGAAGGUGCAAAGUUUAUUACUGAAGUAAACGUAUGAGUAACAUGUCGACAUUUUCAAGAGUUGUCAUUCAGCAUAAAUAGCAUUAAUAGGUGACUGAAAACAAGUCUUUUUUUUUUAAUGAAGUUACAAAAUAUUUCUUAUUUAUGGUGGCAAUAAGGGAAGAAAUAAUCUGCUUACCCUUUCAUUUACUUGUGACUCUCGAAGACUCAUUGUAAUACAUUACCACUUGCAUUAGACUCCUAGUCUGUUGCAUUUUAUACGCUUAGCCCUGCUCCUUUUUAUUAGAAAUUAGCCUGGAAGGUGUGGCCCUAUACCCUAAUACCCUAACUGCCUCACUGGUGGAGGAGUAGCCCCCUACUCUCGCCCAUUUUUCUUCCAAACGCUUAAUGAACGAGAAAGGAGGUAUUGGUGAAAGUUAUUCACCCAAGACGAGAGUGAUAUAUUAAAUGCUAAACGUACAUCAAAACAGAUUAAGGAUAAGUGACCUUCCAGUGAUAAAUGAGUUUUCAGGUGAGGACAUGUCAGUAUUGAAAAAAAAAUUAAAGAAUGAUAAACUGAUACGUGGAAGAAAAAUUAGCAAAAACUUCCACCAAAGCCUGAGCAAACCACCACCACCGUCCCCGACCCCCACAAAGAACGAUUCAUUCUCCAAAAAGUAACAUUCGUGUCUUUCUCAAAAUCUAAUCACAAAUUGCCAAUUACGACGUUCACCUCUGUUAAAAAUUUCGUCAAAUUCCACACAUAACGUUUUGCGUUAAGCCUGCGUAACCUCUUUGGUAGAGGUGAUUAACAGUCUUCAAAGAUUGAUUAAUUAAGAUUGUACGUGCAUCAAAAUAUUCAUCAUAAUGACUGGAUUGAAAAGCAGAAAAAUUUAUUAAUGGGGUCUGGUGCAAGGUGCAACUAGUCGCAAAAGACUCAAAAUUCAACGAGAUGAGAAAUUUCUCACAAGGAACUCACUUAUGAGUAUAUUAUGAUUUAAGAUGAUGACGUCUUACAAGGGCUGAAAUGAAGGGAUGAAAUGUACAACAAUUUCCGGUCACGUUUGCAAGCAUAUAAAUCAAUGAACUGAAGCAGGGAAUCUGACCCUGGGGUUCCACAGAUUUUCGAAAUGGUCCUACAUGAACUAACUUCACAUUACUAUCUUCACAAAUAUGCUACUAAUUACAACCAACAAGUAUCACUCUUGGGCAUUUUUUCAUAAUGUAUACUGAUCAUGAUAGUAGCGAUCAAUAAUGAAAUACACUACAACUACAAUGACUAAUAGAUGUAGUACCAUUUUAAUACUCACCUGUGGGGUUAUGGGUCGAUGAUCUGGCAACACUGUGCUGAGGUAGGAGGCCUGUAAGGAAAAAUUGAGAUUCAUUAACUUUUGUUAUAUUUUGAUAAAAGGAUUAAAAAUUUAAGAAAUAGCUCCUCCCACAGCUGCUUUUCAUAUCUAGUUAAUUAAGUUUUACCAUAAACAAUUGAUGGUGAUUUUCCGAUGCAAUUCGUAAGGAGACCUUUCCCCAUUAGGGUACUUUCUAAUUCAAUCAAUGAGGAUUUCCUUUCAUUAAUGAAGAACUGUUCUUGAAGAAGAAUUCAUCUUAAAGGUUUCUCUUCAAUCAAACACGAAUUUUCAUAAUUACAUGAGGAUUCGUCAUCAAAAAGAUCUUUGCGUAUGUGACCGAAGUGCUCGUUCCUAAUCAACUGAGGCCAGGAGUACACGAGACACUCCGUGGUGCCACGUCAUGGCGUCGGUGUGUGGCGGGGAUCAGCGACAUCCCCGCCACACACCGACACAACGACGUGGCGCCACAGAGUGGCUCGUGUGCUCUAGGUGAAAUAUAGAUGUUUAAAGUGUAUCUGUAGAAAGCGCGCAAUACCGUACGACUGUGUGAUACGUUAAUCAAGAGAUAUAAUUCUAUAUGUGUGGAAAUCACUCAUACUUGGUCAUACGACUGCCAAAGUUCUGGAAUUCUGGAUCCCUACGGAUUUCCCCUUCCUCUCAUAAACGUCAUUUGUAAUGUAUAGGUCUAUCGCUAUCUUUCGGUUUGACCCCAAUUCUUGUGUCCCUUAUCAUGAGUAAAAAUGUACUUGCAUUACCAAAUAAAAAAGAAUUCUUGACCCAUAAGUACAACUUAAUUUAACCAGCCCACUGAGCUGAUUAACAGCUCUCCUAGGGCUGACCCGAAAGAUUAGAUUUUGAUCUACGUGGAAUCAAUCGGUUACUUAGCAAAUGGACCUACAGCAUAUUGUGGGAUCCGAACCACUUUAUAUCGAGAAAUGAAUAUCUAAUCACCAGAAAUAUAUUCCUCUGGUUCCGCAUUGGUAACACCAGGGAGCGAACUCGUGCUACCAGAUUGGUAGAGGAGUACGCAUCCCACUCGUCCAAUGAGGAACUAGCAGAAAUUUCAUUCGAGGGAGUAUAUUAUUUAUGAGUCUUAGACACUGAAACCAAACCAAAGAGGACUAAAAAGAGAGAGUUUUCUUUCGUCUAUUAAGGUGCUCAAUCGGUUACUCCAUCUAUUUCUUGAUAAAUAGAUGUCAUUGACUUAUAUGUAUUAUAUACGUAUAUUUGUAUACAUGCAUAAUGUGAACUUUGUCUAAAUGUUUUACUUAUAAUAACAAAAGGACAAAGUACUGCUUAUGAUGAUAUUCUUUUACUUUUUACUAAAUUUAAAGUUGAGCUAAAAUAUCAAUGAUACCAUUAAAUUACGGAGUCUUAAUUUUUCUGUAUAUUUACACAUUUAUAUGACGUAAUAUAUA